Messenger RNA from Gigantopelta aegis, 1091 nucleotides. RefSeq names its product multiple epidermal growth factor-like domains protein 11. The record is from RefSeq and is a predicted model, not a curated record. Gene Ontology annotation, molecular function: scavenger receptor activity. The transcript is spliced from 6 exons. Bases 1 to 942 code for a protein of 313 amino acids. NCBI's taxonomy places the organism in Eukaryota, Metazoa, Mollusca, Gastropoda, Neomphalida, Peltospiridae.
AUGUGUAUGAACCGGAAAUGUAUGGAUAGUUCCGGUUCCUGUGACCACAUGACUGGGGAGUGUGUUAGUGGAUGCAAACGAGGAUAUCAGUCUGUGGAUUGUACCGAGCCUUGUUCUGUUGGAACAUAUGGCUACAACUGCAACGCGUCAUGUGAUUAUCGACACGGCAGUGGUAAUCAAGACUGUGACAAAUUCUUUGGGACCUGUACUCAGGGAUGUCUGAGUGGCUGGGAAUUGCCAAACUGCGAAGUUGAAUGCUUUGAUGGCACGUAUGGACCUGAAUGUAGAUUCAUCUGUAGUGAAAGACACUGCAAAGGAGACAGUACGUCAUGUGAUACACAAACUGGAACUUGUCUUAAUGAUUGUCAGUCCGGAUUGAAGACAACAAGUUGUAUCGUAGCAUGUGACACUGGUACAUACGGCCCAGACUGUCAGUUAUCCUGCUCACAGAGACAUUGUCAGGACGACGCUGCCAGUUGUGACCAUGUUACUGGUUCCUGUGGAGGACCAUGCAAGGACGAUUGGAAGGAAAUAGACUGUACAGGAUGUACAGGGGCAUAUGGCCCAGGAUGCAAUUCGCCAUGCAGCGCCAGACACUGUGAAGCUGAUGACGCGCCAUGUGAUCACGUGACUGGAUCAUGUAAUGGACCAUGUAGUGCUGGUUGGCAAGGAGAUACGUGUACUGACAAAUGUGACACUGGUAAAUACGGUGAUAACUGUGCCAUGUACUGUGCCGCCAGAAACUGCAGAGACAGUGAUGUCUGUCCUAUUGAAGACGGGCAAUGUGUAAGUGGAUGCAUCUCUGGAUUUCAUAGAGUGGACUGCGUGCGAGGUAAGAAUAUUAUCAGUGAUCAGAGAAUGAAUGGAUACAUCUUCAACAACACCCCAACACGAAAACACACAUCGGCUAUUGGGUAUCAAACAGGUUUACGAAUAGGAUAAAAUUAGAUAUAAAACAUACAAUUAUGUGCAAAAAAAUUAAAUAAUAAAAACAUUGGGAGAAAGCACAAUAUAAUACCAUACAAAUAUCAAGGUAAGUAUAUUUUAGAACUUUUAUCGAGUUGUAAAAGAAAUGAAUCUGAGAAAUGCAA